Messenger RNA from Daldinia loculata, 3108 nucleotides. RefSeq lists its product as uncharacterized. The transcript is spliced from 3 exons. Gene Ontology annotation, cellular component: nucleus. Lineage: Eukaryota; Fungi; Ascomycota; Sordariomycetes; Xylariales; Hypoxylaceae. Bases 1 to 3108 code for a protein of 1035 amino acids. The record is from RefSeq and is a predicted model, not a curated record. Gene Ontology annotation, molecular function: ATP binding; DNA binding; ATP-dependent chromatin remodeler activity.
AUGUCUACCGACCCUAUCAAUGCGGUGAACCUCGAUACUCUGAUCAUCAGAAUAAAAGGGGUUGAAAACCCGAGAGAACGUGUAAACGUAAAACUACCCGAAGGACGAAGCUUGGACCACUACGGUAAUAUACCCCUUAAUCGAUUUAUUAAACAAGAUGGUCGAGCAUCGGUACGUCGGCUAUCGAGCGAUUUCGAUUACGAAGAAUUCCGAAAGUUUUUGGAGAUAAACAAGAUAGUAAAGCGUGAUGUGUUCUUAGACCCGGGACCACCCUCAUCCGUACUUGAUAGUACCAAUUCCUGGUAUGUCCUUUUGGCUAGAGUUCAAUCGGGCGAGCAUCCACUGACCGAGAAGCCCGACGGUUUUAAAUAUCUCAGAUUAGGCCCCCCGUCUGAGAAUACAGCCCCAGCCCCAGCCGCAGCCGCAGCCGCAGUACCAGCUGGAGGCGGAGGCGGAGGUGGAGGUGUAGGUCCGGGCCCAGUUGCAGGAAGACGGACUUUAAAACCCAGUGAACUUGGGUCACCCUUUCCCGGCUCCCUUGAUAAGGUAAUUAGCACACCUACCCGUCGCCCGGCACCGCCUGCUGGCGGGGCACUACCUGCUCGCCGAGGCGCUGGAGGUGGCCCAACACCGGGCCGAGAUCUCGCGUCGGGUACGAGACCGGUCCCUUCAAGUGCUAAGAAGGAGGUGGGCAUUAAUGAUAUGAACUCUAUCGUCGAGGGCACUAACGUCAUACACGAAGAUGACGAAGAUAAAUCAAAUGCAGAUGUAGACGAGAGCAGCAUGGCGGACGGUGCAAACGCAAUUGUGAAUCAACUCAACAUCAACCAGGCACAAAUUGACUCGACUACUUGGGAAAGUGUUUGUCAGUUUUUCGGAUGUAAUACUAAUGAUACGGAGGUGGAAGUUCCAGGCCUUAAGUUAAGACUAAGGGGGUAUCAAAUGCACGCAGUUUACUGGAUGAUAAUGCAACCUCUUCGUAACAUCCGGGCCGGUAUGAUUGGAGAUGAUGUUGGGCUUGGAAAGACGGGGAUGACACUGGCUGUUAUCGUACUUCGUCAUCAAAUGCACACGGCUGCGCGAGAAGUAUCUCUCGAAUGGGCACAAAGAAAAGUAAUAGAGAAACAAGCGAAUACGAGUGACCCCGUUCCUCAAUUCAAUCACCUUCCCAACCAAACAGGCGUACAAACGCCUAUCACGACUUGCCCCAGCCAGGCACAAUCCAGAUUUCGUUUCAUAUGCCCUUGUGUACCGGGAUCGGUGGCCUUCCGGUUUACAAGGCAAACGAUGUCGGCGCCUAGUAUAAUUAUUGCUCCUGCAGAUUUGCUUGAUCAGUGGCUAAAAGAAGUCGAUAAGUGGGUUGACUCCUCGGAUGGAAGCGUCGCUGCGGAUAUGAUAUUUACUGUCGCCCACCGGGAUUGGGAUCGUAAGCCUCACUCACACAAUGAUGCGGCUGUACGUAUGACGCGGGGCGAGCUGCAUGAUAGGAAAAUACGGCCUGGCAGGCAGGAUGUGCAAUCCCGAUAUGUUAUACUUGCAAGCCCGCUCGGCACGGUGAAACUGCUUGCACCGUAUAAAAUAGAGAUAGAAGACCCAAACAGAAGAAGACCUGCGACAACAUAUGAACUGGGGGUCGGGUAUGUGUUCAUGGACGAGGUACACAAGUAUCAUGGGAGCAAGAAUAGCACGACAGACCCUUUUAGGGCUCUAGCGACGCUUCGGAACACUUGUUUUAGAGUUCCUGUUGCUAUUGGUUUAUCGGCUUCGAUGCUGGGCGGCGGUCCGCAUUACUGGCGACCAUUUGUCGAGCAUAUUCUCCAUGCACAGGUGCCGGGGCAGCAGCUCAUACCAAAAAUCGAAAAGAUCGACGACUUGGACCAAUAUGUGAGUGCUUGGGGGUAUUUCGUCAAUCAUGAUCCCGAAGACAACAAUACAAGGUACAUGGGGCUCUUAGAAUUCUUAAGAGGAUUCAUACCUCUCGCAUUGCUUUGUCGAAAUAAAGGCCAAAGAUUUAGAGAGGUCCUAAUCGGAAAUCCUCCCGUGCCUAUUUAUUGGGAGAUAUGCGAUAUGUUUGACGACGAGGUCCGACAUUCCCAUCGAAGGUUGGCCGCUACAGUGCGAUCCUGGAUAGAUGAGGAGUAUACGAAGAGAAAAGCAACGUGGGAAAGUGAUGGGAAAAGAGACCCAGAACCGCAAAAGGAGUCAAUCCAAGCAGAAUUACUGGGCACUGUAGUUUCUGCUGGACCUACAAUUCAUGCUUACGAAGUGAUCCUACGUUCUUCGGCAUUACCAGCACUCGCAAAACUCAUCGAUCACGAGGAACUCCCGUACGAAAAGAUCUUAAAGGACGAGGUUAUGAAAUAUUCGAAGGAUAUAACGAAUGCUCUCGAGCGGGGAUUGUCUAGUGGAACGGCGAAUAACGAUAUAGAGGAGACCGUAAAAUCUAUAUUGCGGCGAUCAGACUACUGGGAUAAGCGAGAGGAAUUGGAAAGGACGUCUCCGAAGUUUCAUAAAAUAUGUGACUACAUUGACCAUAUGAUAGAGCUGAGGACAAACAUCUGGGAUGAUAGUACCGGAUUUCCGGACCCGGGACCCGAGCCGGAGGAUGGCAGUCGGGUUCGCCAUAUGUUAAUCUUUGCUGAGUCCCAGAUUGCGGCCUUCUUAUUAUUUAUGCUGCUUUAUCAGAGGUACGGUUCGAAGAUUGAUUGGAUUUAUGCCCACGCCGGAAUACCACCUGGCAGACGUGCCCCAAUGCUCGGACGGAUAAAUCAGCCGUGUACCGCUCAAAGUCGGAACAAGAUAUUAGUAUCUACCUGCCGCUUGUCAGGAAAGGGCCAUAAUUUGCAAAGAGCAAAUUAUUGUAUCAUUACCGAAUAUCCUCAAACUAGAGAUGAGCAGAGGCAAGCCGCCGGCCGUAUUGAUAGGACAGGUCAGACCAUGAAUCCUGUUGUUGUUCAAUUGCUAGACAAUGAAAACUUGGCCGAGACGGUUCGAUACCGGCGAAGUCGCUUAAGGGCACAACUGGCGGAUGAUAGCAUAAGGGAAAGCGAAAGGGUCGACAUCAACGACUUCUGCGAACCGCAAAGAGAACUUGUUAUCCAGCGCUAA